AUGUCCGAUAUCCAACUCUACCUCCUAGAGUAUGACAAGAGCAAGAAGGAAGCCAACCGCGUAGCCCAAGGAUCUGCUGAGAAGUUGCAGAACAAGCAAUUGAAACUUAUAGAUUUGAUCGAAAGCCUCGCAGAAUAUAUCAACAAUGAUGAGCCGGCUACGAGGGGCAGGACUAUGUCCUACCUCGCCGAGGUGCUCGAAGCCAUGCCUCCAAAAGUCCUUUCGUUGCAACAACGGGGCCUUUUGUGCGACUUCAUCCUGUCGCGCAUCGUAGAUGAUACUGAGGGCAUAGGAUCGUGUGCCAAAGGACUGCUUGCUCUUGAAGAACGAGGACAAUGGGACAGUGCAAGAGCUUCUGGAGUGAUGACGACACUCAUAGACCAUACAAACCCGGUACGGCAAUUUCGAACACAGAGCGAGAGAUACCCUAUAGUGCAAUUAGUAGAUAGACUGAUGGCGAAAUAUAGAGAUGCGAUUAAAAACGUUCAUUCAACUACCCCCGAUUUCCUGUCCCGGUUUAUUUCAUACUUUGAUGGCGAAAAAGACCCACGAAAUCUCAUGAUAGUUUUCUCAAUUUUGAAGGUUCCGAUGACGGAAUGGGAUACUGGAAAAGAUACUCAGGAUUUGUUUGACGCCGUAUUCAAUUAUUUUCCUAUCACUUUCAAGCCACCGCCCGAUGAUCCUUAUGGCAUCACGGCCCAGGAUUUGAAAGACCGGUUGCGAGAUUGUAUAGCUUCCACAUCUGUAUUUGCUCCUUAUUCUUUCCCGGCCUUACUGGACAAAUUGGAUUCCACCUCAUUGAACACAAAGCGAGAUGUCUUGUCGACACUGCGUGCUUGCAUAUCAAACUAUGGUUUCCAGACAAUAUCAUUAUAUGCAAUCACUCUAUGGGACGCGCUCAAAUUCGAGAUACUGAAUGUCCAGGAAGAGGAUCUCGCUACAGAGUCAUUGAAUUGUCUGGCUGGUAUUGCCAGGCAGCUUUCACUAGGAACACAGUCGCAGCUGAAUGCUUAUCUGGGCCCAAUCAUCAAAGAAUGUAACCAACACCUGGAGGACGCCCCUACAAAGCAGUCUUCAUCCUCCGGGCGGAUAGUCAAGAGCGUAGCGGCUACGACUCCACAAGCAACCAACACAGUCAUCUCAGGCAUUGUACCGACUUUCUUCAGCCUAUAUCAUACUGCUGACAACUUCCCGAAGCGGAGGGGGCUGUUGGAAGUUUUCGGUAGUAUCAUGAAAGCCGACAUCGAAGUGUAUGGAGAUUGGCGCUCCAUGCAUAGUCUGCGUUUUGGCGAUGACAUCGCUGAGAAACCCCCAAAUGCAUUUGUAGAAUAUGGCGAGCAAGCUCUGCAUCUCAUGAGCAGUGAUCUAUCGUCCGCACCUGUCAAAGAAGUAUCGUUCCGGCUUACAGCUCUCGAUGGCCUCCUGCAGCUCAGUAGGAUCCGGGAGAUGUUGAGUGACGAUCAGAUAUCUUCAUUGGUUAUUGACUUUUCUAACGUUGUUGUCACUGAGGAGUCGUACGGCAAAGAUGAGCUCAAAACCGCCGCCAUUAGUGCUCUCGUUGAGAUCGCUCAUCAGAAACCCCAACUCGUCAUUGACAAAGCAUUUCCUACAUUCUUGGCAAACCUGCCCGACACCGAUACUGGAGCGACAACGAAAUAUGUUCCAGUCCUCGAAGCUUUCGCGAAACUUGCAGAUGAGGACAAGCUGUUUCAGACGGUCAUAAUACGGCUGAAGAGUAAAUUGAAGGCUGCAGUUCAUCAACAAGCAUCGACGAAGUUCCUCUGCGAUCUUCUGACUGCAGUCUUUUUUGCAUUUACCCAUCGAGCCAAGAAAAUGGACAUCGAAGUCAACGCGACACAUUAUACCGAUCUGGUUCUCCCUCUCCUCUCACAGAUAACAGACUCUCAAGAUCAACACAACUCCUCUCUCCAAUCGGAGCCUGUACUGGAUCUGGUGGGACGUAUUUGCGGUACCAUCAUACGACCAUUACCAUUGACAGUGCAUAUCUCGAUGUCUAAGGAGGCCUUCACUCUAUUCCGGGGUGUCACUAACGAAUCAGUCCCUCCCUUCUCGUCUACAUUCGGCGCUGAACAAAGAUAUAUGAUCGUAACGACACAAGUGCUGGCUUCUUUGUGCAAGGAAGCAUCACCGCCGAUUAAGCUCGAUGAUAUGGUGACGGCACUAGUAAAGUUCUGCUUAGCAGAGAGUGUUACGAGCGGGGUGAGAGCCGCAGCACUGAAGCAGCUGUCACUCGUUAUUAACAAGUUCAUACCGAAUGCAGAACUUGCAAAAACUUUAGAACCGGUACUAUAUGCUCCAAUGGAGCUUCUAACUUCUGCGAAGUUGAAUAGCCAGUCCAUUCGUGUUGUGUUUGCUAUUGUCAAAGGUCUGAUACUGCGCAAUAGCAGCUUACUGAACAAAACACUGCCGUCACUGUUAGAAGCUCUGUCGAACAUCGACUAUGGACGAACGAUCGCGCGAGGCUUCAGCACUCUUCUGCAACCAGACGACCUGCUCACCAAGGAGAAUUAUUGCACCGUAUCUGGCCUGCACAAGCAAAAGACGUUCAACAUGCUCGUCCCUCCAAUCGCAGCGUCCUUCCGCGCCGCAAACGCCGCGACGAAGACUAACUACCUCAUCGCCGUCGCCGGACUGCUUCGCUAUCUGCCCUACAACAUCCUCUCGCACGACCUCUCAUCGCUCACGCCUCUCCUUCUGCAGUCCCUCGACCUACCGGUAGAGGAAGCGUAUGUCAAAGAAGCCAGCAUCGGCAACAUAAUCGACAUCCUGACGCACAACCCAGCCGCCAUUGAGGAACAUGCAAACAGCGUCAUCACACGACUGCUGAGUACGACGGACCAGAAGAGCAACCCGACUCAGGUGCGGGCUGUGGCGCUCAUAUGCCUGGCCACAAUUCCGGGCAGUCUAAAGCAAGAGACGACAAUCCCGCUUCGCAGACAGGUGGUCAAGCGGCUGACGGCAGCGCUGGAUGACGGCAAGCGAUCGGUCCGGAGCGAAGCGGUGAGAUGCAGAAGUAAGUGGCUCGACUUGGACGAGGAGGAUGAGGAGGAGUAG
Pseudovirgaria hyperparasitica is the source of this 3075-nucleotide messenger RNA. RefSeq names its product MMS19 nucleotide excision repair protein-like protein. The record is from RefSeq and is a predicted model, not a curated record. The transcript is spliced from 8 exons. Gene Ontology annotation, cellular component: cytosolic [4Fe-4S] assembly targeting complex. The coding region runs from base 1 to 3075 and encodes 1024 amino acids. Lineage: Eukaryota; Fungi; Ascomycota; Dothideomycetes; Acrospermales; Acrospermaceae. Gene Ontology annotation, biological process: iron-sulfur cluster assembly.